AAAGCGCGACUCCGACUUCAAUUAAUUUCUCCCAACAGUUCAUGUGUAACACAAGAGGAAGAAAGCUGCAAUUCUUAGGACAUCCCGCUGCACAAAGAGACAAACAACAACAACAACAGCUUUUCAACCUACAGCCUAAAGAACAACAAUAAAAAAUUCGCCCGGAAAAGCCGCGAGCUGUAAUAACGCAUUAACAGAGGAAAGUCAGCGGUGUAUUUGUGUUUAUUCGUCGACGGAGAGUAUACUCUGCUCUGAUUGGUCAGAUGUCCCAGUCUGUUGUGAUUGGUCUACUGCUGUCAGCAAGCAGCUGAUGAAGACCAGAGGCGGAGCUUUUUGUUACAAACCUAUGUAGGUUUGUACAGGAAAAGUGGGAGACGUAUUGACACCCGCACAUACAGAACCGCUACAUAUUAUUUCUUGCAUGGAGCCUGUCCAAUCAGAGAUGAGCGUCCUGGUUAACGGGAAAGGUCAUGACCUUGGCGAUGAUAUGAAUGUGCAGAUGAAGACAGUAAUAGACGAAGACCCAAAUGGCACUCAAAGCAGAUUUGAAGAUGCGGAUGGAAACCUGGCUGAAAAUGUGGAGUUUCUGCCCGGCGGUGAUGGCAAAAAGCAACGCUUCACUGAUUUUGAAGGGAAGACCUCUUUUGGCAUGUCCGUCUUCAAUCUCGGCAAUGCCAUCAUGGGCAGUGGGAUUCUGGGUUUGGCAUAUGCCAUGUCCAACACUGGCGUCAUCCUCUUUUUGUCCCUCCUCACAGCAGUUGCAGUUCUUUCAUCCUACUCUAUUCACCUCUUGCUAAAAGCCUCCGGUGUUGUGGGAAUCAGAGCCUAUGAGCAGCUGGGUUUCCGUGCUUUUGGGACACCUGGCAAAAUGGCAGCUGGAAUUGCUAUAACACUGCAGAACAUCGGAGCUAUGUCCAGCUACCUGUUCAUUGUAAAGUCCGAGUUUCCUCUGGUCAUUCAGGCGUUCUUGAGGGCAGAUGGCAACUCCGGAGAGUGGUACCUGAAUGGCAACUACCUGGUGGUUCUGGUCUCUGUAACUAUAAUUCUGCCUUUAGCCCUCAUGAAGCAGCUCGGUUACCUAGGUUACACCAGUGGCUUCUCUCUCAGUUGCAUGGUUUUCUUCCUCAUUUCGGUCAUCUAUAAGAAAUUCCACAUUCCUUGCCCAUUCGAGGAGUUCUCAGCUAAUAACACAGCCGUCCACCUGCUCUCAACAGCUUUGCCAAUGACUGACAUUCACCACGAUGGACAUGUGGUGGACGAUGCGCACUGCUCUCCUCGUAUGUUCACUAUGAACUCUCAGACGGCAUACACCAUCCCUAUUCUUGCAUUUGCCUUUGUGUGUCACCCUGAAGUGCUGCCCAUCUACACCGAGCUGCGCAACCCAUCUAAAAAGAAAAUGCAGCAGGUAUCUAACAUCUCCAUCUUCAUUAUGUACGUCAUGUACUUCCUCGCGGCCCUGUUCGGCUAUCUGACCUUCUACGAAAGCGUGGAGGCAGAGCUGCUGCACACGUAUAGCAGGAUUGAACCCUAUGACACUCUGAUCCUGUGUGUACGACUGGCUGUGCUCACAGCUGUCACGCUGACUGUGCCAAUUGUGCUGUUCCCGGUGCGCCGGGCCAUUCAGCAAAUGAUCUUCCCCAAUAAGACAUUUAAUUGGAUCCGUCAUAUCCUCAUCGCCAUCACCCUCCUCACGUUCAUCAACAUGCUCGUCAUCUUUGCACCCAACAUCCUUGGCAUCUUCGGAAUUAUUGGUGCUACUUCUGCUCCCUGCCUCAUCUUCAUCUUCCCUGCUGUCUUUUAUAUCCGCAUCGUCCCCAAAGAUGUUGAGCCCAUGCGUUCCACAUCCAAAAUCCUGGCUGCCUGUUUUGCUGGUUUGGGCGUGUUGUUUAUGACUAUGAGUUUGAGCUUUAUCAUCAUCGACUGGACUAUGGGAAGCAGCAGUACUGCUGGUGGCCACUAGAGGAUAGUUCAAGUUUAUGUGUGUGUGUGUGUGUGACUGAUAAGAGGAGUGUAUUGAAACAAAUUACUGUUAUAUAGCAGGUUGAGCGUGGCUCAGCUGAAGCACAUUUUUGUAUAUUAUAUGUUUUGUUUUUAGUCUAGCUCUCUGUUCCAGCACCAAACACACCUGAACCAGGUAAUCAACACAAAUACAAAAAACAAAACAAAAAAAUACAACAGUGAAACUAAAAUAGAAAUGAAAAUUUUAAUGGAUGAGGGCUCUUAACCGUUGGGGUUCUGGGUGCAUUAGAUUUCCAAGGUUAGGGAGAAAAACUAGCAGGCUAAUUGCCUUGAAUUUGCCAUGGGUUCUGAACCUUCAGGCUUCAGUCUCAAAUAAUUCAGUAUUAUCUUUUUGAAGGCAGCCUCAUUUUACUUCCAGAACGUUUUUUUUUCCCCCUCCAUCUGCCUUCAGUUCAAAACUCUUCAUUUUAUUCUACCAGAUCUUCAGCUAGCUCUGUAUAAAACAACAUUUUGUUAUGCUUCUGAUAGUAGCAUAGAUGAUGAUGAUGAUGAUGAUAAUAAUAAUGCAAAAAGAUAGAUUUUUACAUUUUUUUAAAUUUUUUUUUUUAUCAUCACCCAUAGGUGUGACAUGUUAUAGAAAGUUGAGAAACUUUAGUCUAGAAACUUUACUUAUGCUCUGCAGAAUGAAGCAUUGGAUCAAGUUCACAUGUUGGAAACUGCAUGCUGUUCUCCAAGAGACAGAAUAUUCAUCUGUAGUAGCUUUGGCUCUAAUAUGUGUUACCUCUAGUGAUCGUUCUGGGCAUUCCUUUGCUUCCUGCUCUCAAGUGUUAGCAGUGGAUAUAAGAGGAGUGUACGCUUGUGUGUUUUUAUAUACCAAUAUCAGCUGCUGUUAGAGAAACAGGUCUGCGGUGCUGAAGUCAUCUUAAAUAUAUCACGGUAGGACUUCCUUCAGUAUCGGAAAAGUGCGCAGUAUGGGAUUCAGUCAUACAUAAAAGAGAUUCAGACAUACAUAAUAAGUUAAGAAAUAUUUAUUAUGAGGUAUGAAAUAUUUUCUAAGUAUUAUGUCAAGAUGAGUUUUUGAACCACAAAUGUAUGCAGAUUGUAUUUAACCAUGUAAUCAUUUUCAGUAUUCAAAUGAAUUAAGUGAUUUAUGCAGACGGUUUAAGAAAAAGGUAUCUUGUAAAUAUCGACAGUUAAAUGAGUAAAAAUCAUGAAUGAAGAUAUACUCACGGAUUUUGACAGAAUAAGACAUGUAGGAAUGACGUGUUUGUGUAUUUUAUAUGGAUUAAACAAAACCUCACAUCCUCUAUUUUUGCUGUACCUGUGCUGUAUUGAGGUGUUUAAUGUGACUUGUGCCUUAUUGACGUUCUCAGUAAAGGAUCGUCUUUGAGCUUCGAGUGUAAUGAUUAGUGUUAGUUGUGUACCCCGAUCUGAAAUGUACUUGGUGUCUAUGGGCCUUUCUGUGCUGGGGCAGCAACAGUGACUAUUCACUUAUGCGGUGUUUAAUAUCAGUCGGUGUCGGUCACCGGUGCCAAUCGAAAGGGUUCUGUGUGUAAAAUUUAAAUCAAAAUAAAGCUUAGAUGUAAAAGCAUUCAACGUCUAGGUGUUGGAAAUGAAGAAGAAUGGCUUCCUAGUCUAUGGCCAUCACCUUUGUACAACAGGAACACUGCUUAAGUGACAAACUGACAUCUGUUGUUAGGAAAAGCAACUUUUUUUUUGCGCAUAGACCUUAGGAAGUAAUGAAAAGCAAAAUAUUUGAGUCCUUGCGGAUGAGAGUGGCUAACAGGUUGAGAUUCUCAUUAUUGCCCGUAUUCUGACUUGAAAUCUUUGGAAACGUCCGGCUGUUUCACUGAAAACUGCAUUCUAAUAUUAGUGCAAGAUAUUUACAGAUUAUCAUCACUAACAGGGUGAUGAAGACUAUGCUAUGAAAAACAAAGUAAUGGCUGUAGCUGUAUUUCCAUACAAAUACUUUUGCAUUAAGUGGUAUAUUGCAAAAUUGGGGUAUUAAAUUUAUGCUUGCUUGAUGUGAGGGAAAACAGUUAAGAAGAUUUUAAGAUAAUGAUGAAUGACCGAGAUCAUUUGGUCAGUUUUUUUUGUUUUUUUUUUUUUAAAUCCGAUAUUACAUUUACAAACGUUACUUUGCUUUUUUGUUUUUUUGAUUGUAGCAUAGAGCAGUGGUUCCCAACACAGCUCUUGAUUAUUGGCAUUUUGCUCUGUUCUGCUAACUUCUUCACAGGCUUUACUUUAUGAAGUAAAAGUGAUUUACAGACUUGACAAAACCAAGUCUGUUAACUCGCCUGAACAGGGACAGUUUUUAUUUUUCAUGUAUUUUCAAACUUCUUGAAACGUAUUGAAAGACAAAGUAGCUAUUGUUGAUGUAUUUGACCUAUUUGAUCUUUUUUCUAUAGACUGCAAAUCUGUUCUGUUCAUGUAACCAAAAACUGCUAAUACCCAUCAGGAAACCUGAGCUCAUACCAAAGCAUCUUUAACAUCCAGAGUUUUCAAUAUGUCAGACAGUCACUCUAUACAAUUAUCCCAUUGUUAAUUACGAUUAUGUUAAAUGCCAUGAAUUCAUGAUUAUUGCCUUUUUGUGACUACAUGGUGGUAAUACACAAAUGUAAACACCCCAUGCCUGUCAAGCUUGUAUAGUGUAAAUAGCAGAACUGGUUUUAGUUUAACAAUAAAGAAAAAUAUUUAGUUGUUUCUA
Messenger RNA from Ictalurus punctatus (channel catfish), 4666 nucleotides. It is a transcript of the gene slc38a3b, whose product is annotated as solute carrier family 38 member 3b. NCBI's taxonomy places the organism in Eukaryota, Metazoa, Chordata, Actinopteri, Siluriformes, Ictaluridae. The transcript has 18 exons. Gene Ontology annotation, biological process: asparagine transport; L-glutamine transport; amino acid transmembrane transport. Bases 422 to 1960 code for a protein of 512 amino acids. The record is from RefSeq and is a predicted model, not a curated record. Gene Ontology annotation, molecular function: L-glutamine transmembrane transporter activity; L-histidine transmembrane transporter activity; L-asparagine transmembrane transporter activity.